CAAAUUAUAUUAUUUUAACUUAAGCUCUUUAUUAUUAGUUUAUGUUAUUUUUGAACAUUUUUUGAAAUAUGUGUGGUGUCAUCACAGCACAGAUGGCUGAGUCCAAAGAGCAGACGGCAUGAACUAGAUCAUAAGCGAACUAUAUGACUCGAUUAAUAAACAUAAAUUUAACAACAAUUGUUAUUGCAUAUUUCGCUUACUUUUUUAAUUAAAUUUAUAAACGAGUCAGUCAAUUAAGCAUUGUAUGGCAUAGAGGGCAACUCUAAAGCAUUAUUCACGCAUAACAACAAAGACAAACUGCUGUUUUCUUCUUGCGGAUUGCAGCGAAAUUCCGGCAAAACUGGCUCACAACAGCAGUAGCAUGCGGCGCAACAAUUAUCCCUACCAGCCGCUCAAUCAACAGCCAGCAGCGCCAAGUGGACACGAUGCCUUGGAAGCGGAAAACGAACGAGCUGCUGAGGAGCUGCAACAGAAGAUUGGCGCCCUGAAGUCGCUGACCAUUGAUAUUGGGAAUGAGGUACGGUAUCAGGAUAAACUGCUGCGCGGCAUUGACGAUGACAUGGAUCGUACCAGCGGUUUCCUCGGCAACACAAUGACGCGAGUUGUGCGUCUGGCCAAACAGGGUGGGGGAUCCAAGCAAAUGUGUUACAUGUUCCUCUUUGUGCUCUUUGUGUUUGUGCUCCUCUGGCUGACGCUGAAGUUUAAAUAGUGUUUGAUUCAAAUAUACAUAUAUAUAUAUAUAUUCUAUUUCUAUACGAAUUCUCUGUGGUUUAUUCAAGAGUUCUUUGCGAAUUUUCUACCAAUGCUUAAGUUAUACAAAUAUGUUUAAAUAUCCUUAAUCCUGGUUAUCUUAAGUCUGAAACCAGUGCUUAAUGAAGACGAGAACCAGUUAGAUUUUAGACGCAUUUUGAACUAUAUGUUGAGAUAUAUCUAUAAAUGUUUAUUAAUAGAAUGGUCCAGCUUGAGUUGAUCUUAAAUCGAAGAAUAUACAAAUUAUAAUAUUCUACAAUUCUACACUGCGAACCUUUAGUAGACUAACUUUUAGACAAUACAUAGUACUAUGUAUUUAAGAUACUUACAAAUUGCAUAUUCUGUAUAUAUAGUGAGAGUACAAAAUAACACACAUUAAGGUAGACGAGGGGAUCUAGAUUUGGUGGGGAUUGGGCCUAUAUGCUUUGGACUUAGGUAGUAAUGAUUAUGAUAACACGCCGUCGCAUUGAAGAUUUCCGUGUUUCGGUUUUGAUUGUUUCAUUUUGUUGUGGUUUUGGUUUACGACGCCAGCGCGGACAUUAUUGCGAUGCCAGGCAAACGCUAUGCAUGAAAUGUUUUCAACUUUUUACUCCGUCUGCUAAAAUCUGAUUGUUCCAGAGCAUCCUCCACAUCACUAAGGUCAUCACCACUCAAGAAUUCCGAUCCAUUCGAGGGGUUCCCUUCUAGUCGUCGUACUGUAAAAGAAAAGGUAAUUUAAAUAUUUCUUUUACUAAGAGAAACUUGUUGGAAAUUUACUCUGUUCAUCGAGGAUACUGUUCUGUUUCUUAAUGUCCUCGAUGUCCUUUUGAUUUUCACUUAUCUUCCGCCUUAACGUUUGUAUGCAUUCGGUGGUCUUCUUAAGAAUCUGCGCUCUGCUGGCCUGAAAUGAAAAUAACGAUCAUUAGUAAAAAUGCCAAGGCUAAGUUUAAACAUAGAAAAAGUAUUUGAAUUCUAUAAUUUAAUGAGCUUUUAUAGCUGUAGCUUUAAUGAACAUAUAACUUUCUAUCACAAUUUCAAUUCAAAAUAAUUUUUGUUAUAAUUUAACUAAAUAUAUCUUAAUUUCCGACUCACCUUUUCGCCCUUUAACGUUGGCACUGCUUCACGAAGAUUGGUAAAACUCUCCUUGAUGUGAUCACGUCUUCUUCUUUCCAAAGCAUUGUGAUGCGCUCGUUU
This is a messenger RNA of Drosophila nasuta, 1923 nucleotides long. It is a transcript of the gene Bet1, whose product is annotated as blocked early in transport 1. Lineage: Eukaryota; Metazoa; Arthropoda; Insecta; Diptera; Drosophilidae. The record is from RefSeq and is a predicted model, not a curated record. The transcript has 2 exons. Bases 362 to 709 code for a protein of 115 amino acids.